Molecule: messenger RNA, 1474 nt
Organism: Suillus plorans
Lineage: Eukaryota; Fungi; Basidiomycota; Agaricomycetes; Boletales; Suillaceae
Exons: 12
Coding region: 206-1003 (265 amino acids)
Source: RefSeq, a predicted model, not a curated record
ACCCUUCGCACAACCUCCGCUUGUUCAACCUUGUUUCAGUCGACAACACUUUGCCAAGGCCAAUCAACUCCAUCAGCACAGGAUAUUCAUUCCUAUACACAAUCUGCAAUUGAAGCACUGUCAUGGUGGUAUAUCUAGCACAAACGCCAUCAUUGUACAUCCACCACCUUGAAGCUCGCCACUCCUUGACACAAAUCCCUUCAAUAUGACCAAUGCCUCGAACGAUCCCAGUCUGUGGCCGCUGAUUUAUUCCUAUCGUAUUAUCAGCUAUGUUGUAGUCGCAGCCUCUACUGCAGUGGUAUAUAAUUGGACACUCACAAUCAGACAAGAGGUUGAAUUAAUCUGGAGGCAACGCUGGUCGCUGAUGACGGUCCUAUAUCUCACUCUGCGCUCAGCUGGAAUAUUAUUUUGCGUCCUCAGCAUACUAUCGACUAACCAAUCGAUCUCGCUGACAGACAAAGUGAGUACUAUUCUCGCUUUCACACAAGCGUGGACAUCUUUCGUUGUAUAUAUCAUGUUGGGUGUUAUUGUCAUAGCUCGUCUGCAUGCUAUGUACCACUCCAGAAAGAUGCUCAUUUUUCUAGUGAUAGUCUUCAUGGUCGUCACAAUUGCCUGUGGAUUGGUUAUUGGGAUAGUAGGCAUGAAUUUUCAAUAUGGGGAGACUGUCUUGUCCGGCACCUAUCAGUGCAUUGGCGAAGGAUCCCAGUAUUCGGGCAGACUCCUAGUAGCUGUGCCUUGGGUAUUUUACACUACAUGGGGGAUCAUUGGACUGUCUCUUGCAGUCUGGGUUGCUUUCAGGCACUUCCGUGAAAUGAAACGAUGGGCCAUCGAGGACCGUCGCACGGCGCUGAUAAAAAUGCACGUGAUUUACUUUACAAUAUUUUCUGCUGCUGCUUGCUUGAACCUCGGCUCGCUUUCUCCACGAGUAUCUGUACGCCGAACCAGCUGUAUCGAUACUGAUUACUUAUUAUUUUUUACAGAACUUGGCUUCUGUGGGAGUUGAUGUUUAUUAUGGCGUCAUCGAAAUUGUCCUGUUCGUACAGAUGUUUGUUCUGGGACCAUGUCUCAUUCUUCACAUCCGAGCAUACAACGAUCACCUUGCGACCACUUCUGACGCAGGAAUUGGCAUACCAUUGCUUUCCAGAAGCGCACCCACGACACAUCGACUGACAGUGAUGUAUGACACAGGAGACGAACAUCAGGUGCCGGGUAUUCUGCAGGGGGCAUGAAAGGCUCAUCGUUGUAUAGACGAAUUGGUAUUCAAGUGGGCUUGAAAUAGAGAGAUAGGUGUGGAAAAAUCGGAGUCAUCAUAUCGAUGACGUGGCGGACUCGUUUUCUAUUAACUGAACUCUUCCCGGUGAUUUGGACAGAGCUCGGACUAGGAAGGAGGAAGGGAAUUCGGCUUGAACUAUAAUUUAUUACAGCAUGUAAAGGAGCUAUUGGGAACUUAUACCAUUUGUGAACAUUUCAGGUU